GUACCUCGCUUCAAGUUUUAAGCUGGCUGUUGUGCCUGUGACACUACAUUUCACCGCACAACAGAUGGAUAAGCAGGGAUGACUGAUAAUUGUUGGAAUUCUGGUGGUGGCGCUGGCGUCAAGAUGGAGCACUUUCAGGCCACCCUGGACCCAAGGAAGCAAGAGUUAUUGGAGGCUCGCUUUCUCGGAGCAAGGAUGUCUGCUGGGUCACAAAUUCAGAUGGCACCUCAAUCAACUGUAAACUCUGGUCAGUCAGUUCAUAGUCAAGACUCGAACAUGAGCACUGGCUCAUCACAUAGUGAUAAGGAGGUAGAUCCAAAUACUCCAGAAAAGGUACCAAGAACUCCUUCGGAAAGGAAAAGAAAACGUAAAGCUGAUGAUGGAGGUGGAGGGAUUACAGGAGGACCUGUAGGAAGUAAAGGAUCUAGAUCUGUUACUGCUCUUGAAAAUAAAAAAAUCAAUGAGUAUUUUCCAAAGCAUCAUUUGGGUAAUAGCCCCAUUCGGCAUGGGGGUGCUAAAAGUCCUUCUCCUCAACAAGGAUAUCCUAUGUAUCCACCAUCGCCUCAACAACUCCUUUCACCGCAAGUAACAACACCCAAUUCUUCAGUGGCAGAAUUUUCUUCACUGAUGCAGCCACCAAGACCUCAUCCUCAACCUCCACCUCCUCCUCCACCAGCCUCAACACAACCUGCAGGUUCGAUGGUCAGCAAGCAGGUGCAGGUAAGGCCUACCAACCUCAGUAGGACAAGCCAGGUCAGGCAAGCGAAGACUAACACCCCAAAUACAGAACUUACAUGCCAGAGGAUACAGGAAUUUGAAACUCAAGCCUCUUCGGAUUUAGAGUUACGUAACAACAAAAUUGAUGAAUUAAAUAGAACAACUGAUGAACUUAGGCAUCAAAUGGCUAAUCAACAAAAACUAAUUGAACAGCACAAAUCCCAUAUAAAUAAGUGUAUAGACGUUGUAAAGAAACUAUUAAAAGAAAAAUCAAACAUAGAAAAAAAGGAGGCUAGGCAAAAGUGUAUGCAAAAUAGACUGAGGUUGGGUCAAUUUGUAACUCAAAGGGUGGGUGCAACGUUUCAAGAAAAUUGGACAGAUGGUUAUGCGUUUCAAGAAUUAGCACGGCGACAAGAAGAAAUUGCGACUGAACGGGAAGAAAUCGAUAAACAAAAAAAACUCCUACUUAAGAAGAGGCCAUCGAACAAUGAAACUGGUAGAAAACGUAGUCAGCCUCAACCUUCUUUGCAUAAUGGCACAGAAGCUACAUUCUUAAAGCCAGAUGCAGUACCUGGAUCUUAUACAUGGCAGGAGUAUUAUGAAGCUGAUGAAAUACUCAAGUUAAGGCAAAGUGCGUUGAAAAAAGAAGACGCAGAUCUGCAACUAGAAAUGGAAAAACUCGAAAGAGAAAGAAAUUUACACAUCAGAGAACUGAAACGUAUUCACAACGAGGACCAAUCGAGAUUCAAUUCUCAUCCUGUACUAAAUGAACGUUACCUUCUACUAAUGUUAUUAGGAAAAGGCGGCUUCAGCGAAGUGCAUAAGGCAUUUGACUUAAAAGAGCAACGAUAUGUCGCUUGUAAAGUGCAUCAAUUGAAUAAAGACUGGAAAGAGGAUAAAAAAGCUAAUUAUAUUAAACAUGCGUUACGAGAAUAUAAUAUACAUAAAGCUCUUGAUCAUCCUCGUGUUGUGAAAUUAUAUGAUGUGUUUGAAAUUGACGCCAAUUCUUUUUGUACCGUCUUGGAAUAUUGUGAUGGCCAUGAUUUAGAUUUUUACCUUAAGCAGCAUAAGACUAUACCUGAAAGAGAAGCAAGAUCCAUUGUUAUGCAAGUUGUAUCUGCAUUAAAGUACCUCAAUGAAAUAAAACCCCCAGUCAUACAUUAUGAUUUAAAACCAGGUAAUAUACUAUUGACUGAAGGUAAUGUUUGUGGAGAAAUAAAAAUUACGGACUUUGGGUUAAGUAAAGUAAUGGACGAAGAAAAUUAUAAUCCAGACCAUGGAAUGGAUUUGACAUCUCAAGGAGCUGGUACCUAUUGGUAUCUUCCACCAGAGUGUUUUGUUAUUGGUAAAAAUCCUCCAAAAAUAUCGUCAAAAGUCGAUGUAUGGAGUGUAGGAGUUAUAUUUUACCAAUGUCUAUAUGGCAAAAAGCCUUUUGGACAUAAUCAAUCUCAAGCUACAAUUUUAGAAGAAAACACAAUUUUAAAAGCUACUGAAGUUCAAUUUGCAAAUAAACCAACUGUUAGCAACGAAGCAAAGAGUUUCAUAAGAAGUUGUCUAGCAUAUAGGAAAGAAGAACGCAUAGAUGUAUUGACAUUAGCUAGACACGAAUAUCUACAACCUCCAGUGCCAAAACAUGGCCGUCAAGCGAAUAAUCAGCAGCAGCAACAACAGCAACAACAAAUUCAGCAACAGCAACAAACUUCAUUUAGUAUUGGCAUGUUUAGUGGUAUGAACGCGUCAAGCAGUUCGUAGUGGAAAAGAACUAAAGACAAAAUCUUCAAUAUGCUAAUACAUGCCAAAUCUUGAACACUGAAUUGCACACCAUCUCAUCUUAGGAAUAUAGCGAUUGCUAUAACGAAUUGUAAAUACUAAAGACCGGAUAGUAUCACCAUCACCAAUGCCACGAUUACCACUACCACUACCACCAUCACCACCACUUCCACCACACCUCUACAACUAUACUUACAG
Habropoda laboriosa is the source of this 2685-nucleotide messenger RNA. It is a transcript of the gene Tlk, whose product is annotated as serine/threonine-protein kinase tousled-like 2. Gene Ontology annotation, molecular function: ATP binding; protein serine/threonine kinase activity. Gene Ontology annotation, cellular component: nucleus. The record is from RefSeq and is a predicted model, not a curated record. The transcript has 16 exons. Lineage: Eukaryota; Metazoa; Arthropoda; Insecta; Hymenoptera; Apidae. Gene Ontology annotation, biological process: chromosome segregation; intracellular signal transduction; peptidyl-serine phosphorylation. The coding region runs from base 79 to 2469 and encodes 796 amino acids.